GGGGGUGUGGUUAGAGGGCGCGAGCGCCAGAGACCCCCGCAGCGUGACGACAAAGAUCUGAGGAGGAGGAGCAUGCGGAGGAGAUGAGGCGUGAGCGCGCUUUGCGUGCUCGCCUCCGCACACAGUCGCGAUGCAGCCCAGAGAGAGGGCGACCGGCGGUAGCGCUCUACCCCGACAGCAGUCCUUGGUCCUCCCGGCGGUCAUCAACCCGUUCGUGCGCGAGCUGCAGCUGAGCACGCCGCGCCUCCUCAGAUGCUUCCUGCUGGGCCUAUUCCUUGUCCCGCUGCGCUGCCUCUGCCUCCUGCUGGUACUGCUCCUGGCGUGGCCCCUGGCUGUGGUGGCCACCUUCCUACACCCCCUGAAGGGCACCGUGGAGCCCAUGACUGGAUGGAGACGGUUCCUGUGCCAGAUUGUGGUUGUUGGAUUGGGCCGCUUGGUCUUCUUCUUCAUGGGCUUCAGGGUUACGGUCCGGGGCCGGCAUGCAAGCAGCGUUGAGGCGCCCAUCUUGGCCGUGGCGCCGCACUCCAGCUACUUCGAUGCCAUCGUGUGCAUCGUGGCCGGGCUGCCCUCCACUGUGUCGCGUGCGGAGAACCUGGCCGUGCCCAUCUUUGGCCGGUUCCUGCGAUGUUUCCAGCCAGUGCUGGUGUCACGCCUGGACCCAGACUCCCGUAGGAACACCAUUCUGGAGAUUGAGCGCCGAGCCACUUCUGGAGGCCGCUGGCCGCAGGUUCUAAUUUUCCCGGAAGGAACCUGCACAAAUCGCUCCUGUCUGAUUACCUUUAAACAAGGUGCCUUUAUUCCAGGAGUCCCAGUGCAGCCAGUGCUGCUCAGCUACCCCAACGACCUGGACACUGUGACCUGGACUUGGCAGGGGCCAAAGGCGAAGAUGCUGCUGCUGCUCACUCUGUGUCAGCCGUAUACCGACGUCCGCAUCGAGUUCCUCCCCCCACACACCCCCAGCGAGGAGGAGAAGGCAAGCCCAUGUCUGUUCGCCAGCAACGUCAGAAACACCAUGGCCACGGCGCUGUGUAUCCCAGUGACAGACCACACGUAUGAGGAUUGCCGCCUGAUGAUCUCGGCAGGGGAGCUCACGCUGCCCAUGGAGGCUGGCCUCGUCGAGUUCACCAAGAUCAGCAGGAAGCUCAAUCUGAAAUGGGAUAGUGUGAAGAAGGAGCUGGAGGGCUUUGCGGCCAUCGCCCACUCCUGCGAAGGCGGCCGCAUCACCGUCGAGCAGUUCGCCCGCUUCCUCAAGCUGCCGGUCAGCCCGCCCCUGGAGGAGCUCUUUGCCCUCUUUGACCGGAACGGAGAUGGCACCAUCGACUUCAGGGAGUAUGUCAUCGGCGUGACCGUGCUGUGCCAGCCUGCAAACACGGAGGACACCAUUCAGAUGGCCUUCAAGCUCUUUGACUUGGACAACGACGGGAGCAUCACCCAGGAUGAGUUCUCAUCGCUGAUCCGGUCCGCGCUGGGCCUGCCCGACCUGGACGUGUCUCACCUCUUCAGCGAGAUUGACACCGACUGCUCAGGGCACAUCACCUACAAGGAGUUUUGGGCGUUUGCGAUGAGUCACCCGCAGUACGCCAAGCUGUUUACCACCUACCUGGAACUACAGCGCUACCAGGCCCUCCAGGCGGUGGAGCCAGUGGCCGGACCCCCCGUGAAUCGUGUCAGUCCCCACAACGCUCUGCAGGAGAGCUCCUCCGACAAGAAAGACGAAUGACUUCUCGAGCUCUAUGACCACUGCUUCUUCUGGUUGCACCUGUUCAUUUUUUUAGACAAAAAUACAUAUAUGUGUAUUGCUUACAUUAAGAGCAUUUCUCAGGGUAUUUACUCCACUUGUGUUCCUUUUUGUUAUAUUUAGGCAGCGCUGGUGGACUUGGUCACUGUGACCUGCAGCAUUUGCGGUCCUUCCCAACCACCCAUGAAUGUAGAGAUGCUGCUUGGACGAGAACACCCGUACUGGUUCUGAAAACACUGUUUAAC
Molecule: messenger RNA, 1983 nt
Organism: Scleropages formosus (Asian bonytongue)
Lineage: Eukaryota; Metazoa; Chordata; Actinopteri; Osteoglossiformes; Osteoglossidae
Gene: lpcat2
Product: lysophosphatidylcholine acyltransferase 2
Exons: 14
Coding region: 131-1720 (529 amino acids)
Cellular component (GO): endoplasmic reticulum
Molecular function (GO): 1-acylglycerophosphocholine O-acyltransferase activity; lysophosphatidic acid acyltransferase activity; calcium ion binding
Source: RefSeq, a predicted model, not a curated record